AUGCCUGGAGUGGUGUUUCUUGUUUGCGUUCCGACGGCAAAUUAUGAAAGGACGUUAAUUAACGGCAUAAAUUAUGCACCGAAUAAUGAACAGCUGCCUCCACCGGUACCGUCCCAUCAACCGCCACGUAAUCUUAAUAUAAAUCUCCCGGAAAAUGUGCCCCACGGGCCGAGAGGUCCGCGAACGCACCACAACCCAGCGGACAGUGCAGCCGGAAAUGCAGUCCUUCGGCUUGAGGUUGAGCUGCGUGACAAACACGCCGUACAGGGACGUCGUACGGCAAACAAAGCGAAACCACCCAAACCACCGUACGGAGCGAACGCGUUAAAAGCACCACCGAACGAUGGUGGAUCGGCACCGCUCGAAAAGGUAUUGGACGAGUUACUCAAGAAGCUAGACGUUGAACGCGUCAUUUGGCACCCGGAUAAAGAGGGUCAGUACUAUCAAGUUGUGUUCCCUCUGGCAGCUGGUGAUCCAUGUGAAACAACACUUCACUGCCUCACAGAGUUAGGAAUCGGUAUUAAGUACAACUCCAGCGUAAGCGUUCUGCCUUGCAGUGUCAGCUUCGACGGUUCCAACGAUACCAGCAACGAAGAUGAAUACGGGGACGAAUGUGAGGAAAACUCCAAGUGGAACAACUUUGUCGACUCGAUCCGGUCGAAGCUCACGGUGAAGCAGGUGGUCGAUGGUGUGCGGGCCGGUGGUUCACUAUCGUUCGACUACUUGCUGCUCAUCGUCACGGCAGACUCACUAGCCGCCUUAGGACUGGUGGAAAAUAAUGCACCAAACAUUGUGGCCGCGAUGCUGGUUUCACCGCUGAUGGGUCCGGUAAUGUCGAUUACCUUCGGAACGAUCAUAGCCGACCGCGAGCUGGUGAAGGUUGGCUUUACAGCGCUCGCACUCGGUAUGUUCAUCUCGAUACUGUUUGGAUUCAUUUUCGGGCUCAUACUUGGUACCACCCAGAUGCCGUGGGGUUUCGGCGAUUUCCCAACGGAAGAAAUGAAGGGCCGUGGCAAUGCACGCUCCCUGUGGAUGGGCAUACUCUGGGCGUUAACAUCCGGUAGCGGUGUAGCGGUAGCAUUGCUUCAAGGCUCGGCCGGACCAUUGAUAGGUGUUGCAAUUUCCGCUUCGUUGCUGCCACCGGUCGUGAACUGCGGACUGUUCUGGGCAUUGGCCUGCAUUUGGCUUAUAUACAAGGAGGAAGACAUCAAGAUGCCGCACCUGAAGGGUGAACCGUACAGUGGUAACUCUAGCUACGAAUUCAUCUACACCAAUUACAUCCCCACGGAGUUCCUAAUUAACGGCAUCGUUUCCGGUCUGCUGACGGUGAUCAACGUUAUUUGCAUCUUUAUUACCGCCAUCAUCGUGCUGAAGAUUAAGGAGGUAGCGGCCCCGUACACCUCCAGUCCGGAUCUGCGCCGAUUUUGGGAAACGGAUAUACGUACCGCGCGCACUGCAAACCGUACCACAAUACGCCGCAACCGUGGCGGUGAAGCGGACAUCAUGUCAACCUAUGCCGAGCUGGAAAAUGACCCGAAGGCACGGAAUCUGGAGAAUGCACUCGAACAGGCCCUGAAGGAAGCCGUCGACGAUGACACCUACCGAAAGGUCAAGCGGAUGAGCUAUUCCAGCAAUGCAGCCGGUGAGAUUUCCGAGCGCCUGUUUGGGCACGGUUCCGGUUCCGGGGCCUCGGGAGUGUCCACCAAUGGAGGGCAAAUUGGAAAUCCCAUGGCAACCGCCGUAGGUUCCAGCACGAAGACGACGGCCGACUUGAAGCUGCUGGAGAAACUCGUCAGCUCACUGCUGGAAACGCACAACAGUCCCGCAAGUGAUGGGCGCUCCGAAGGACUUCACCGAAGCGGAUCCGUACUCGGGCGCUUCCGUCCCAUGUCGCGCUCGUUCCGCUCGACAGGUUCGCUGCGAAGACGCAACGAAGGCACAGUCGGUUCUUCCGGUGGUACGGGAGCCGGUGGAACGGGCGUGUCCGGCGGCGAGGGAACGAUGCCAACUAUUCAGGAAUCUGGCACCGACCGUAACAGCGAUAGCCGGGGACGACGAAAUUCCUGGAACGACCGGGCCGGUGGUAAUGUGCGGCGGGUGCUGAACUCCAUCGCUAAUGCACCGCACCGGUUCAGCCAGUCGCUGAGUGGUGGCGGACCACUUCAGGAUAACGACGAGGAGCGCAGUAAUUUGACGCAGAACAUUCUUUGA
Messenger RNA from Anopheles marshallii, 2211 nucleotides. RefSeq lists its product as uncharacterized. The coding region runs from base 1 to 2211 and encodes 736 amino acids. Lineage: Eukaryota; Metazoa; Arthropoda; Insecta; Diptera; Culicidae. The record is from RefSeq and is a predicted model, not a curated record. The transcript is spliced from 12 exons.